Oenanthe melanoleuca is the source of this 924-nucleotide messenger RNA. RefSeq names its product mitochondrial translation release factor in rescue (gene MTRFR). Gene Ontology annotation, cellular component: mitochondrion. Gene Ontology annotation, molecular function: translation release factor activity. The transcript is spliced from 4 exons. The record is from RefSeq and is a predicted model, not a curated record. The coding region runs from base 72 to 560 and encodes 162 amino acids. Lineage: Eukaryota; Metazoa; Chordata; Aves; Passeriformes; Muscicapidae. Gene Ontology annotation, biological process: translational termination.
CCGCGUGCGCAUGCGCGGUGCAGGAGGGCCGGCGGAGGUUCUGUUCCAGAGAAGCUGUGUCCUGUUUCUGUAUGAAUGUUCCAGGUUUAUUUCAUUUUGCAUUCUUACUGAGAGGGGUGCAAACACCAUCAUGGACACGGUGGAUUUUGAGGAAGCAGCAGCUCUCUCUGCCCAGUGUUCCCUUGCUUCAGGCAGAAAGAAAAAGGAACUCUCUGAAACUCCUUGAACUAAGUGAGGCAGAAUUAGAAGAACAGUUUGUAAGAGGUGAUGGUCCAGGAGGUCAAGCCACAAAUAAGACAAACAACUGUGUUGUCCUGAAGCAUAUUCCAUCUGGGAUUGUAGUGAAGUGUCAUCAGACAAGAUCAGUGGAGAAGAACCGAAAGAUUGCCAGAGAAAUCCUGCAGGAAAAAGUUGACCUUUUCUACAAAGGUGAAGACAGUGAUGUUUUUAAAGAGAAGAAAGCAUCAGAGAAGCAAAAGCAGGAGAAAAAAAGAAGAGCAAAGGAAAACUUAGAAAGGAAAAAACUUUUUAAAGAGAUGCAACAAUUGGAUAAGGAAUAAACAUGUGAAAUACUGACUUGCCCUAGCAGGCACCCUCACCAACUGCCACCAUAUCUGGGCCUUCAAGGAAGACCCAGAGCCAGAGUGUGGAUUUUGAAGGCAGCAGGGACUUCUAGAACUUCACCUCUUUGUCCCAGAGACCAAGUGCCCCCUGUGCCAUGGAUGGAGUGCUCCAGCAGUCUGAAGUUCCCUUCCCUUGUUCUUUCCUAAACUCCUGCAUGAAGGUUAAUUUUUUUUCUGUUGAUAGUUCUUGCUCCUGGAGUAUGAAUCUGAUUAAAGUGACUGUACAUAGUUUUAAUACAAACUGUUAAUGAAAAUAAGCUUUAUUACGUCAAGUAAUAAAUACAUACAAAGAUGCAAAUAA